Messenger RNA from Onychostoma macrolepis, 4056 nucleotides. RefSeq names its product SMAD family member 4a (gene smad4a). NCBI's taxonomy places the organism in Eukaryota, Metazoa, Chordata, Actinopteri, Cypriniformes, Cyprinidae. Bases 444 to 2087 code for a protein of 547 amino acids. Gene Ontology annotation, biological process: SMAD protein signal transduction; transforming growth factor beta receptor signaling pathway; anatomical structure morphogenesis. Gene Ontology annotation, cellular component: heteromeric SMAD protein complex. Gene Ontology annotation, molecular function: DNA-binding transcription factor activity, RNA polymerase II-specific; RNA polymerase II cis-regulatory region sequence-specific DNA binding; I-SMAD binding. The record is from RefSeq and is a predicted model, not a curated record. The transcript is spliced from 12 exons.
UGUGUUUUGAGGCGCAGCCGGACUCAGUGCAGUGCGCAUGCGCAGCUCGCCAUAUUGCGCAGCAGGGUGUGAGGUGGUACGUCGACACUACAUUGUUUGUUUUUGUUGAGCGCAGUGACUGUUUUUGCCAUCCUGUUAAUACUAUAUUGAGCCAAAUCACGUCUAACAGAGUUCUCGCUUAAAUGAAGAUCUCUUCAGAUCUGUCGACGCUUUAAAUCGCUGUAGAUAUCAGCGGAACGCGGUCCGGUUGAAGUGUGUUAUGCGCGGUAGCCGCUAAAAAGAUUCACAUCAAAACCACCAAAACUGGACAGAUAAAGACAGACUCAUUCACAGGAUACAUAACAGGGGCCGUUUGGAUGGACCUUUCACUGGUGCCAGUGUUUUGCUGAAACAAGUUUGAAACGGCACACAGGAGUCUCUCUGAGGCCGAUAACCAGCGCAGGAUGUCCAUCACAAACACGCCCACCAGUAACGAUGCCUGUCUGAGCAUCGUGCACAGUCUGAUGUGUCACAGGCAGGGCGGCGAGAGCGAGACGUUCGCCAAACGGGCCAUUGAGAGUCUGGUGAAGAAACUGAAGGAGAAGAAAGACGAGCUGGAUUCGCUCAUCACUGCCAUCACCACCAACGGUGCUCAUCCCAGCAAAUGUGUGACCAUACAGAGAACACUAGACGGACGUCUGCAGGUGGCUGGUCGUAAAGGAUUCCCACAUGUCAUUUAUGCACGGUUAUGGCGAUGGCCGGACCUUCAUAAGAAUGAGUUGAAACAUGUCAAGUACUGCCAGUUUGCCUUUGACCUGAAGUGUGACAGCGUGUGUGUGAACCCUUACCAUUACGAGAGAGUCGUGUCUCCUGGAAUAGAUUUAUCUGGACUUACACUGUCAGGCUCUGGUCCGUCGGGUCUGAUGGUGAAGGAUGAGUAUGAUUAUGAAGGGCAGCAGUCUCUGCCCAGCACUGAGGGACACAUGCAGACGAUUCAACACCCUCCCUCCCGACCGGUGGCCCCGGAGCCCUUCAACACGCCCGCCAUGCUCCCGCCAGCAGAGGGCAGCAGCUCGGCCUCCACCUCCGCAUUCUCCAGCAUCGCUGUGGGAUCCACAACUCAGCCCAAUAGCGUUCUCUCAGGAAGCCAUAGCAGCGAAGGUCUGCUGCAGAUUGCCUCUGGGACGGGGCAGGGCUCACAGCAGAAUGGCUUUCCCCCCGGCCAGCCCUCCACGUACCAUCACAAUGCCACCUCCACCUGGACGAGGAACAGUAACUUCACCCCCACUGUGCCUCACCAUCAGAACGGACAUCUUCAGCAUCAUCCGCCCAUGGCCCAUCCAGCACACUACUGGCCCGUUCACAACGAAAUCGCAUUUCAGCCACCAAUAUCCAACCACCCUGCUCCAGAUUACUGGUGCUCCAUCGCUUAUUUCGAGAUGGACGUUCAAGUGGGCGAGACUUUUAAAGUUCCCUCCUCCUGUCCCAUCGUGACCGUCGACGGGUAUGUGGAUCCGUCCGGAGGAGAUCGCUUCUGCCUCGGCCAGCUCAGCAACGUCCACAGAACGGAGGCCAUCGAGAGGGCGAGACUGCACAUCGGGAAGGGCGUCCAGCUGGAAUGUAAAGGCGAAGGUGACGUUUGGGUUCGCUGUCUAAGCGAUCACGCCGUCUUCGUCCAGAGCUACUACUUGGAUCGGGAAGCCGGUCGCGCUCCUGGAGACGCUGUGCACAAGAUUUACCCCAGCGCAUACAUCAAGGUGUUUGAUCUGCGUCAGUGCCACAGACAGAUGCAGCAGCAGGCGGCGACGGCACAAGCAGCGGCGGCCGCUCAAGCAGCAGCGGUGGCCGGAAACAUCCCCGGCCCCGGAUCCGUGGGAGGAAUCGCUCCUGCUAUCAGCUUGUCUGCGGCUGCUGGUAUCGGUGUGGACGACCUCCGCCGGCUCUGCAUUCUGCGCAUGAGUUUCGUCAAGGGCUGGGGUCCCGAUUACCCACGACAGAGCAUCAAAGAGACGCCUUGCUGGAUCGAGAUCCACCUGCACCGCGCGCUGCAGCUGCUGGACGAGGUUCUGCACACCAUGCCCAUCGCCGACCCCACGCCGCUGGACUGAGAUCAGCCUCCGACAAACCCAGUACCGCCGAACUGUGCGAAUGAUGCAGAGAGACCAAUGGGGUUCAGAGAUCUACACGGCUGCAUUUACUUCUUUUGUUUUUGCCUGCGUUGCUUUUGUUCUUGUAACAUUCAGACCUUGAAGUGCACAGGACCCAGUGUUAUAUAUCUAUAUGCAAAAGUGUUUUGCAUGAAGAUGAUGUGCGGUUGCCAGCUCUGCAGAGGUGCAUGCUGGGAUUCAGUUGAGUCUUCAAGAUCUGUUUAAAUGAAUUUGUUCCCAGACAUUUGCUUCAUGCUGUUGCUUCACUAGCCAGUAGAGUCUCCCAUUAUGUCUAAACAAUGUCAUUUUCAGUCAGACUGGUCUAAUUUCAAUUUCAAUUUUUUUAAAACUUUUUGAUCAUCAUCUCUUAAUGCAAACCAGAGUCUCUCAGGCCGAACGUUUAAAAGCUGUUGUGCGCUGUGGUCUGGAAGUAUGAUGGAAAUCAUGUAGCAUUUCCUUUCUCUUGAGUUGCAGUGUUUGGGUUAAAGGCGUUUGGACUCGCGGUCGUAUUAGCGGGUGAUGCAUGUGCAGAAGACAUGCGUUUUCUUUCGAGCAUCUCACUAGCAGCUAAUUGGCUCGCCUUUUUACAUAACAUAAUCAUAGCAAGACGUAUUAACGGUUAGUCUAGACUCAUACACGCACGAGCAAUAACAACCGGCUUUGUUCUGAAUGCUUUUUCUUUUCUUUUAGCCAUGUACUUGUUCUAGCACUUUAUGCAUGUUUGGUUUUCUUUACAUCUUUCAGUUUCUCUUCUUUGCAGCCUGUGAAUAAAAAUGUUCUGCAGCUCUUUUAUAGAAAAACAAAUUAGCCUCAGUACUAGGAUGUUUGCUUUAACGGAAUGGUUCGCCCAAAAAUGAAGUCUAGCUGAAAAUGUACAUGCCCUCAAAUCAGAUGAGUUUGUUUCUUCAUCAGAUUUGGAGAAAUGUGUCUCUGCAUCAGUGUCUCAGCGAUGGAUGCUCUGCAGUGAAUGGGUGCCGUCAGAAUGAGAGUCGAUAAAAACAUCACAAUAAUCCACAGCACUCCAGUCCAUCAGUUAACAUCUGGAGAAGACAAAAGCUUUAAAGUUUAGAGCUGUUUUGGCUUAUAAACGCUGCUUGAUCUGCAGAUUUCUCUCCUGAUUCACACCAGAACACUUCUUCACUGGAGGAAGCGUUAUUAUGGAUUAUGGACUCAAUGUAUUUGAGUUAAAAACAUCUUAAUGCUGGAUUAGUUUCAGCUUUUGUCUUCUCCAGAUGUUAACUGAUGGACUGGAGUGGUGUGGAUUAUUGUGAUGUUUUUAUCGACUUUCAUUCUGACGGCACCCAUUCACUGCAGAGCAUCCAUCGCUGAGACACUGAUGCAGAGACACAUUUCUACAAACCUGAUGAAGAAUCAAACUCAUCCUAAUCUUGAAUACACUGAGGACAUUUUCAUUUGAACUGUUCCUUUAAUGCGGUUUCACAGCUGAUUUACUGGUCAAAGGUUACAAGGGCUCUAAAGAUCCUUUUACAGUAAACUGACGAAUUAACACUUUUAUACCAUUAAUCUCUCUGUUUUUUUAGAGCGCACAUCAUGUUCCCCUCUGAUGCCCGAGAAUAUCAGUUAUUAUAUAAUAAAUGAUGGUCAUGUAUUGAUAUGAGAUGAACUGGAGUGUUUUGAUGUGAACAUUGAAAGCCAUAUGAAAUGAUCAUUAUGGGAAAUAAGAUGUCAGUAUUAUUCAGAGCUUGUUUUAUUUUCUCUGUAAAAUGACAGACUUGCUCUCGAGAUGUCAUACGGCGGCAAUUUAGACAAUCAUGUCAGCCUUGCAUAUCUGGGAGUGAGUUUAGAUGACAGAUCAAUACUUCUUUUGAGCCUGAUUUCAUAUUCUGUUUGAAAAGAAAUAGGAAAGUUCUGAAUGAGAAGAGUCCUCAGAUUUUAGCAGUUUAUCAAAUACAGUGUAAUAUUAAAUUGA